AUGAGCACGCGAAAUAAAUUCAAUUUUGGCGUACCUGCUGACGAAUCAGCCUUAGCAGAUGCCUUACAUGAAAUCAUCAACGGCGAUGACUCUGAUUUGGAAAUAGACAUUGGAGAUGAAGAUGUUGCAGAAGAUCCACCGUACGUUCCUACAGGUGAUGGCGACGAGGAUGAGAGUUCAGAAAAUGGUUCAGAAGAGGAAGACGUGCAAGGAAAUGAUGUGGUUCUAGGAUCAAACAGCUGCCAGUCUUCGCAGGUUCAGCCUCCAUUGGUUGGUAACAUUUCCCAACGACGUGUAUAUUGGAAAAGUACAAAUGUCUUUGAACCAUUGCCACCAGCCCCAAACUUCAAAGAGCCAGAGAGAGUGGUAAUAAAUUUGCCACCGCAUGAUUAUUUUACAAAGUACAUACCUAGCGAUAUUUACGAGCGAAUUGCAUUCCAUAGUAACCAGACUUAUCUUGCUAAAACAGGAACCAGUUUGAAUACUUCUGAAAAGGAAAUCAGAACUUUUUUUGGAAUAACUCUCAUGAUGUCUUAUCUUCGAUUCCCCAGGAUCAGAAUGUAUUGGGAGAAGAAAAGUAGAAUAUUUGCUAUUGCAGAUAGGAUGGCUAGAGACAGAUAUUUCAAGCUAAGGGCAUCUUUGAAGGUGUUAACUGAUGCUGAUGUUCCAGAUUCAGAAAAACAAAAGACCAAGUUCUGGAAGGUCCUACCUCUAAUAUCUUGUAUCCGAAACGGCUGUUUGAUGAAUGUUCCAACAUCAAAUGUCUGUGUCGAUGAACAGAUGAUUCCUUUUUGGGGGAAACAUGCAGCGAGACAAAUGAUAAGAAGCAAACCCAAUCCAGUUGGGCUGAAAAACUUUGUUUUGGCAUGUCCCAAUGGCUUGCCCCUGGAUUUUUUUAUUUAUGAAGGCAAAGGAGAUACAAUCUUAGAUGACGAUAGAGUUCAGGCACUGGACAUUGGUGGCAAAGUGGUUUUCCGUCUUUGUAAUCGACUGCCUCCAGGUUGCUGCAUAUUCAUGGACAGGUAUUUUACCUCAAUCAAUUUGUUGGAGAUGUUACAUUUCGUAUCCGAGUCCACAGGUACUGGAACCCUACAAAAGAACAGGAUACCAUCGAACUGUAAUUUCAAAACUGAUGCCCAGCUUCGUCGCCAAGGCCGAGGAAGCUACUGUCAGCAAGUUCUAUCGACAGGACAAGUAGCAGCGGUCAAGUGGUUUGACAACAAGCCAGUACAUCUAGCUUCAUCGGUUCAUGGCGCUGAGCCAACAGAUGAAUGUCGCCGAUGGGAUAAGAAUCAUAAAAGGUACAUCAAUGUCCCACGUCCAGCUGUUGUAAAAGAAUACAACGAGAAUAUGGGAGGCGUAGACUACUUAGAUCAUUGUUUGGGUUUCCGUGAGCAAAUAGCUGAGUAUUUACUCGAAAAUGACGCCGAAAAUGAAGAAGAUCCACCUCUUAAUGACGCCACUACCAUUGCAAGACAAAGCAAGCGAGCUAGGACAGAGCAUCCCACUGAUUUUGUCAGGACUAAAGGGGUAGAUCACCUGCCUCUUGUUCUUGGUUCCCAAAACCGAUGCAGAUUACCAGGAUGCAAGUCCACUAAGGCCAGGCAUCAAUGCCCCACUUGCAAAGUGAUACUAUGCUUGAUGGCUGGAAGAAACUGUUACAAAGACUAUCACGAAAAAUAG
Messenger RNA from Hyposmocoma kahamanoa, 1683 nucleotides. Its product is annotated as piggyBac transposable element-derived protein 3-like. Lineage: Eukaryota; Metazoa; Arthropoda; Insecta; Lepidoptera; Cosmopterigidae. The transcript is spliced from 3 exons. The record is from RefSeq and is a predicted model, not a curated record. Bases 1 to 1683 code for a protein of 560 amino acids.